GUGUGCUCAAGUGUCGUGCAUGCAUUUUAUGCGUUUCUUUCUCUCUAUCCUUUUCUCUUGCAUGCUCUCUCUCUAUCCUCUUCUCUCUCUCUCUAUCUGACCCAUAAUUUUAAUUUUACAUCGAAAAAUUAAAAACUAAAAACCACCAAAGAAAAAAAAAAAACCUCGUUGCCUUCUUCUUCGCCGUUACAGUCCCCCCCUCUUUCUUCCAAUUCGCCGUCAAAUCCUUUUCUCUUCUUCUUCCCUCCGGUGAUUCCUCAACCUCCUCUGAUCUCUAACGCGACUUGAUUUUGACCACGUCGAUGCAUGUUCAUGACUAGUCUCUCCUCCAAUUUCACGUCGAUUUCACCUCCGAUUCGUGCUUCCUGCUCUGUUAGGGUUUUAAGAUUUGUCUAAUUGAGGGUUCGGAGAAUCGGGUCGGGUCUUGGGAAAAAAAAGGUUCUAUUUUUUUCUCUGCCUGAUGUUUGAAGUCAAAAUGGGGUCAAAGAUGUGCAUGAACGCAUCCUGUGGCUCGACCUCUACUGUUGAAUGGAAGAAAGGUUGGCCUCUUCGAUCCGGUGCUCUCGCUGAUCUCUGUUAUCGUUGCGGAUCCGCUUAUGAGAGUUCUCUUUUCUGCGAAACAUUCCAUAUGGACCAAUCUGGUUGGAGGGAAUGCUAUUUGUGCAGCAAGCGACUUCAUUGUGGAUGCAUUGCUUCUAAGCUCAUGGUCGAGCUUAUGGACUAUGGUGGUGUUGGUUGUACUACUUGUGCUAGCUGCCAUCAACUCAAUUUGAAUAAGAGAAGUGAGAAUCCAGGUCUAUUUAGCAGAUUACCAUUGAAGACGUUAGCAGAGAGGCAACAUAUAAAUGGGGAAAGUGGAAUGAGUAUUGACGGAGGAAGAAACGAAGCUGAUCUCUUUUCUCAGUCCCAAAGAUGCGACUCUCAGCCACUAGUCCCGGGGGUAGAUAAAAGAGAAGACUUCAUGCCUCCUCACCGUGGCUUUGGUAUUCUGAAGUCAGAAAACUCCACUGGGUAUAGGCUGGACGCUGGGGAAAUGCAUGAAUCGUCGCCUUUGCAGCCAUCUUUGAAUAUGGCUUUGGCAGUACAUCCUUAUAGUCCAUCUUUUGCUUCAACCCCUGUCGAGGGAAAGAAACACAUCGGUCCUUCUCAGUCCCACAUUGUUCAAUGCUCUGCGUCUAGUAUACUGCAGAAACCCUCGAAAUCUGUCCUUGGAACUCCUCCUGGAACUAGUAAAUCUGCUCAGGCUCGCAUUGGGAGGCCUCCUGUGGAAGGGAGAGGGAAAGGCCAUUUACUUCCUCGGUAUUGGCCCAAGUAUACUGAUAAAGAGGUUCAACAGAUCUCCGGAAAUUUGAAUUUGAACAUUGUACCUCUUUUUGAGAAAACUCUUAGUGCCAGUGAUGCUGGUCGCAUUGGUCGUCUAGUUCUUCCAAAAGCCUGUGCAGAGGCAUAUUUUCCUCCCAUUAGUCAAUCGGAAGGGAUACCUUUGAAAAUCCAAGAUGUGAGGGGUAAGGAGUGGACUUUCCAGUUCAGAUUCUGGCCCAAUAACAACAGUAGAAUGUAUGUCUUAGAAGGUGUCACUCCCUGCAUACAGUCCAUGAUGCUACUUGCCGGUGAUACAGUAACAUUCAGUCGGGUUGAUCCUGGUGGCAAACUAAUCAUGGGUUCAAGGAAGGCAGCUCAUAAUACCGGAGACAUGCAGGGCUAUGGUCUCACCAAUGGUACUUCAAACGAGGACACAUCAUCGUCUGGUGUUACAGAGAACCCGUCCUCUAUAAAUGCUUCCUCGUGUCCCUCACAAAUACCAGAAGAAUUGAAAGGUCUGCCUGAGAAUUUGAACGGUGGUAGUUGCUCGAAGAAGAGUGAGAUUAAUGGAGGCACGAUGUGUGAUGAUCCACCACGUCCUAAGGACAAGAAGAGGACUCGAACCAUUGGGGCGAAAAACAAGAGACUGCUUUUGCAUAGUGAAGAAUCUAUGGAGCUGAGACUCACAUGGGAAGAAGCUCAGGACUUGCUUCGUCCCGCUCCUAGUGCAAAGCCUACCAUUGUCGUCAUCGAGGAGCAUGAAUUUGAAGAAUUUGACGAACCUCCUGUAUUUGGAAAGAGGACGAUAAUUACUUCAAGACCUUCAGGUGAACAAGAACGAUGGGCAUCUUGCGACGACUGCUCUAAAUGGAGAAGGUUACCUGUAGACGCUCUUCUUUCCGUAAAGUGGACUUGUUCAGACAACGUUUGGGACGUAAGCAGGUGUUCAUGUUCUGCACCGGAGGAAAGUCUGAAGGAACUUGAGAAUGUUCUUAGAGCAGGGAAAGAUUGCAAGAAGAGAAGAAUUGGGGUAAGCCAGACAGCAAAAACUGGGCAAGAACCGUCUGGUCUGGAUGCACUAGCGAGUGCAGCAGUCUUAGGAGACGCUUUAGGCGAGCCAGAGGUUGCGACCACGACCAGGCAUCCAAGGCACAGGGUUGGAUGCUCUUGCAUUGUGUGCAUUCAGCCGCCAAGUGGGAAAGGUAGGCACAAGCCCAACUGUGGCUGCAACGUGUGCAGCACAGUGAGGAGAAGGUUCAAAACACUGAUGAUGAGGAGGAAGAAGAAGCAGUUAGAGCGCGACGGACCAGCAGCAGCAGCAGCAGAAGACCAGGAGAACGCGGAAGCGAAACAGGGCGACUCUGAUAAGAGUAAGGCAGAGGAGGAAGUGAAAACAGGGAGGAUAGAUCUGAACAGUGAUCCAUAUAACAGAGAAGACAUUGAAGCUGUGGCGGUGGAGAAAGAAGGGAGUGAAGGAAGAGAAGUAGGGCAGUGUUCAGGCGUGGCUCAAGGCGGUGAUGUUUUAGGAGUAACAGAGUUAGUAGGAGAAGCUGAGAAAAUCAGUGAAGAGCCGAAAGGUUCAAGCUGAUAUAUGGAAAACAGUACAAGAAGAUACUUAUCUGAAGAUGUCCUCUAAAACAACACCAAGAGGAGAAGAAGAAGAGAGUGAGAGAGGUACAGUUUUGUGUUUUGACUGUGUCAUAGUUUUAGGCAGAAAUAAGCUUCUGGUUCAAAAGAACAACAAUGGGCCAUCUUUAUGCUAUUUUUUUUUCUUGGUUUUUAUGUUUUGUGGGUGAGUUUGGGUUUAGGGUUUUAGUUUGUCUCCAUUAAUAUGGGUUUUUGUAGAAGGCAAAAUGGAGCGUUGGUGUUUGGUGAUGAAACAAACAAUUGAUUUUUUUUUUUUUCAACUGCUCAUGGAAAGCAUUAGGUUUAAAAAUCAAAAUUAAGAUC
Molecule: messenger RNA, 3252 nt
Organism: Eutrema salsugineum
Lineage: Eukaryota; Viridiplantae; Streptophyta; Magnoliopsida; Brassicales; Brassicaceae
Product: B3 domain-containing transcription repressor VAL1
Exons: 12
Coding region: 461-2890 (809 amino acids)
Molecular function (GO): zinc ion binding; DNA binding
Source: RefSeq, a predicted model, not a curated record